GCGGCGCGGCCGGAGCCCGGGGCGCGCACUCCGCCCGGCCCGGGCCCCAGCAUGGCCGAGCCGCUACUCAGGAAAACCUUCUCCCGCCUUCGGGGCCGGGAGAAACUUCCCCGGAAAAAGUCGGACGCGAAGGAGCGCGGCCGCCCAGCCCAGCGCCCGGAGCCCAGUCCUCCAGAACCAGAGCCCCAGGCCCCGGAAGGAUCCCAGGCUGGAGCAGAGGGGCCCCCCAGCCCCGAGGCAUCUCGGAGCCCGGCUCGGGGUGCCUACCUGCAGAGCCUGGAGCCCAGCAGCCGCCGAUGGGUGCUGGGCGGGGCCAAGCCACCAGAUGAGGCCACCUUGGGGCCCGGGGCAGCUGGCAGUAGGGAGCCUGCUGGUGAGAUCUGGUACAACCCCAUCCCUGAGGAGGACCCCAGACUCCCGGCACCUGAGCUCCCAGGCCCACAGCCAGGCUCAGCUGAGCAGGAGAGCCUGGCCUCCCCAGGCGCAGCCCCCGCCAGUCCCCCAACCAAAGCCUCCCGCACCAAGUCCCCAGGCCCGGCCAGGCGGCUCUCAAUGAAGAUGAAGAAGCUGCCCGAGCUGCGGCGCCGCCUGAGUCUGCGGAGCACCCGGGCUGGCCGAGAGCGUGAGCGAGCCGCCCCCGCGGGGUCCGUCAUCAGCCGUUACCACCUGGACAGCAGCGUGGGGACCCCGGGGCGGGCGGCAGUGUCUGAGGGCGCACGGGGCCUGAGGGCCGGUUACCUCAGUGAUGGCGACUCUCCUGAGCGCCCAGCGGGGCCCCCGUCGCCCACCGCCUUCCGCCCCUAUGAGGUGGGCCCAUCGGCCCGGACGCCCCCCACUGCACUCUGGGGCCGCCUCAGCCUGCACCUGUACGGGCUGGGGGGGCUGCGACCGGCACCUGGGGCCACUCCGCGAGACCUCUGCUGCCUGCUGCAGGUGGAUGGGGUGGCCCGGGCCCGAACGGGGCCGCUGCGUGGGGGGCCAGACUUCCUGCGGCUGGACCACACCUUCCACCUGGAACUCGAGGCCGCGCGGCUGCUGCGGGCCCUGGUGCUGGCGUGGGACGCCGGCGUUCGGCGGCACCGGCCCUGCGCCCAGGGUACUGUGCUGCUGCCCACGGUUUUCCGAGGGUGCGAGGCCCAGCAGCUGGCUGUGCGCCUGGAGCCCCAAGGGCUGCUGUAUGCCAAGCUGACCCUGUCGGAGCAACAGGAAGCACCAGGCACAGCUGAGCCCCGAGUCUUCGGGCUGCCCCUGCCACUGCUGGUGGAGCGGGAACAGUCCCCGGGCCAGGUGCCCCUCAUCAUCCAGAAGUGUGUUGGGCAGAUCGAGCGCCGAGGGCUACGGGUAGUGGGGCUGUACCGUCUGUGUGGCUCAGCAGCCGUGAAGAAAGAGCUUCGAGAUGCCUUUGAGCGGGACAGUGCAGCUGUCUGCCUCUCCGAGGACCUGUACCCUGAUAUCAAUGUCAUCACUGGCAUCCUCAAGGAUUAUCUGCGGGAGCUGCCUACCCCGCUCAUCACCCAGCCCCUCUAUCAGGUGGUGUUGGAGGCCAUGGCCCGAGAGCCCCCAAGCAGGGCUCCUUCCAGCACUGAGGGCACCCGUGGGCUCCUCAGCUGCCUGCCAGAUGUGGAGAGGGCUACACUGACGCUUCUCCUGGACCACCUGCGCCUUGUCUCCUCCUUCCACGCCCACAACCGCAUGACUCCGCAGAACCUGGCCGUUUGCUUCGGUCCUGUGCUGCUGCCGGCGCGCCAGGCACCCGCCAGGCCCCGCAUCCGCAGCUCUGGCCCGGGCGUCUCGAAUGCAGUGGACUUCAAGCGCCACAUCGAGGUGCUGCACUACCUGCUGCAAGCCUGGCCAGAUCCGCGCAGGCCCCCAGAGGCUCCGGAGCUGGUCCCGUACCUGCGGCCCAAACGACAGCCGCCGCUGCACUUGCCGCUAGCGAGCCCCGAAGUGGUGACUCGGCCCCGCGGCCGGGGCGGCCCCGAGAGCCCGCCGAGCAACCGCUACGCCGGUGACUGGAGCGUUUGCGGGCGGGACUUCCUGCCUUGCGGGCGGGACUUCCUGUCCGGGCCGGACUACGACCACGUGACGGGCAGCGACAGCGAAGACGAGGACGAAGAGGCUGGCGAGCCGACGGUCGCCACCGACUUCGAAGACGACUUCGAGGCUCCCUUCAACCCGCACCUGAACCUCAAAGACUUUGAUGCCCUCAUCAUGGACCUGGAGAGAGAGCUCUCCAAGCAGAUCAACGUGUGUCUGUGAGCCGGGCGGGGCCGGACCCCGAUUACUAAGGCCGGGCUCCUGGUUGCUAACGCGGUGCCCUAACGACCUAGGGGGACCAGACCUGUAGCUCAGGCCUAGCUCCUGGUUCCUGGGGAGUUGCCUAGUGACCAGCCAACCCAUUGCUGAGAAUCAUUCCUCGUUUCCAGUGCUCAACAUUUGGGCACUGGUUGCGAAGGCCGGGGAUUGGGAAUUUUCGGGACCAGCUAUUGUGGCCAUCUUUUCUGAGUACCAAGGGCUUCUUCCCGGCUGCCAAAAGGCAGUUCUGCUUGCAGGGCUGGCUGGCCUCUCUUGCUUCCCCUUAGCCAGGGAAACGCCAGUUACUGUGAGCAUCAUCCUGGGAUGGUGAGACACCCCCCCAGUUCAGUCCUCUUGCUGCUGCCAACCAAAUCAGUAUUAGCUUUGAGCACUGCACUCUGCUUCUCCCUCGGCGGGCCCAAGGACUAUCAUGAGGUACUGUUUGAGGCAGGGUGGGGGAAAGCCCCUAUCCUGGGCUCUGGCUGGAUAGGAGCAGCCUGAGGCUUAUAGGAAAACAGCUGGUUUCCCCACUCUCUUUUCCGAGGAAAACCCCAUAAUUGCCUCAAACCAGCAAAAGUAGAUAGCAGAGUAUGGCCCUUCCCCUCCCCAAUUCUUCCUCCCCAUUCCUGAACAAAUUGAGCACUUAUAAGACCUCCCUUUCGGAGGGGCCCCACCUGAAGUGUCAGGCUGGGGGCAUUUUGGUACGGAACAUAUUUAUUGCCUCCGUGCGUGUGUGUCUGUGUGUGAGGACUAGUGUGCAUGGACAUGUCUAGAGCAGGCAUGUGGGGCUCUUUCAGGGACCACAGAGCGGGGAAAGAGUUUGCAGUGCCCAGGCACCCUGAAAUCUCCAGUAAUGGUGCCUCAGUGAGCCCCAGAGUUCCAGUGGGAGAGUAGGGUCCCCUCCUGUCUCCUCCCUCUUGCCCUCACUUCCAUCUUUGUGGACAAUAAAUCAGUAUGCACAGGU
This is a messenger RNA of Lagenorhynchus albirostris (white-beaked dolphin), 3259 nucleotides long. It is a transcript of the gene SYDE1, whose product is annotated as synapse defective Rho GTPase homolog 1. NCBI's taxonomy places the organism in Eukaryota, Metazoa, Chordata, Mammalia, Artiodactyla, Delphinidae. The record is from RefSeq and is a predicted model, not a curated record. Gene Ontology annotation, biological process: signal transduction. The coding region runs from base 52 to 2259 and encodes 735 amino acids. The transcript has 8 exons.